This is a messenger RNA of Drosophila innubila, 1154 nucleotides long. RefSeq lists its product as uncharacterized. The coding region runs from base 130 to 1104 and encodes 324 amino acids. The transcript has a single exon. NCBI's taxonomy places the organism in Eukaryota, Metazoa, Arthropoda, Insecta, Diptera, Drosophilidae. The record is from RefSeq and is a predicted model, not a curated record.
CAUACAUAUCGAUGUUUGUGUAGCCAUAAGAAAAACGUAAACAAGAGAAGUAUCUAAAAGAAAGUCAUUUUUGUUUUUGUUGUUUAUUGAACUAUUGAAUUUUUGUGUUUUGUAAUAUCGUCACUGGACAUGAUGGCAAACAACGACCCACAACUGGACAAGGAGAAUACACAAUUUCAUCAGUCUGAAUUUGUUCCAAAUGCCAGUGGAGCAACAAAAUCAUAUUGUGCAUUUCUGCCAAAACUGAUAAUACCACAGCUAAAGGUGCCACAGCGGGUGACUGACAUGACGGACAUGACAGCCGAGUCGAUCGCUGCCCAGGAGGAGCAGCAUCGUGCAGCAGAUGCCCACAAUGAGAUGCUGCUCAAUGAAAUCAAACGGCGUCGAGAGCAAAACGAUAGCCAUGGCAUGGGAAUAGGAGUGGGACUGGGACUUGGAAGGGGCAGCAUCAGUGUGCCCAAGUUGCGUACUUCUGGACAAUCGCUGGAUAAGCCGCAGUUCAAUAUUCCGUUGCUCAACAAACUGCACAGCCAAAACAAUUCUUUGGCAGUUAACCAAUUAGAGCGAGACGUCAACAAACUAAAGAUUACUACAGACGAUUGCCAAUAUUUAAGGGAACAGCCGCAGCAGCAGCAGGAACAACCUACAGCUCUCAUCGAUCUGACCAAGACAGUUAUCGCUGUCCACAAGGAUGCACUGCCUCGCGAGGCGGCAACCAAGGUACGCAACAGGACGGCUGUAGUUACGGAGCAUUUUGAUAUUCCAUUCAUAAGCUGCGAUAUCCUGCGCAAUCGCCUCUCUGUCGAUAUACUGUCCAAGAAACGACAGACGGACGGAAUGGAAACGGAAUCUGAAUCGCCUAUCAUUCAAAUUGUUGUGAAAUCAAGUAUUGUUGGCGAGUUUAUCGAUAGGACUGUGGGAUAUCCAAAACCGCGAAAACCGCAACUUAAAUACGCCGUUACGCCACUGGAAUUGCUGCAUUUGAAGAUGUGCAAGCGAGAGGAUUACGGCUCCAAUAUAAAACGCUUUUGUUUCGAUACUCCGUCGCCCGAUGAGAAGGUCAAAGAGGCAUUGCAGAAAUCAUGGCGUAUAUCACGCACCUAGUCUUAACAUAAAUGUACAUGUUGACAUUAAAAAUUAUUUAAUAUGUAUAU